CCUGCAGCGAGUCAACAGAACCGAAUGACUGAAGAGCGCUUGAAAAGGGAAUCUCCUGUCUGUCUGUCUCACUGAACGAAAACAAACGUGUUGUAGUGUGCACGCUGUUGAAAUAAACUAGCAACAAUGUCUGAGGAAACUAUCACCAGAAUUGGCCUCCUUCUCCUCAUCAUCUGCUCGGUAAGUUUAAUAUAUAAUAUGACAUCUUAUAUAUCAGAUGUUAAUAAAGUGCUGGAUUUUCAUCUACUAAUUUAUGUAACUUUGUCAUCACUUUGCAUUUGAUGCAAUAGCCCAUUCUUUCUCUCUCAUUCACCCGGCUUUGUUACAUGAGUUGUCUUGUCUUCAUAUUUAUUAUUAAGUUAUGUAAAUGUAGAUUUAAAGUACAACUUUUGGGAACGCAUUGUGCAGUUAUAGCAGCUAAAACAUUCCAUGGGGGUGUGGUCUCACAGCAAGCAGCUCUGUAAAGUAGUCUACAGCAGCUCUGUAAAGUAGAUGUAAAGUAUUAUACAGCAGUGCUGUAAAGUAGAUGUAAAGUAGCCUACAGCAGCUCUGUAAAGUAGCAUACAGCAGCUCUAUAAAGUAGGUUACAGCAGCUCUAUAAAGUAGCCUACAGCAGCUCUGUAAAGUAGCCUACAGCAGCUAUGUAAAGUAGAUGUAAAGUAUUAUACAGCAGCUCUGUAAAGUAGCCUGUAAAGUAGCCUACAUCAACUCUGUUAAGUAGCCUACAGAAUCUCUGUAAAUAGCCUACAGCAGCUCUAUAAAGUAGGUUACAGCAGCUCUAUAAAGUAGCCUACAGCAGUUCAAUAAAGUAGCCUACAGCAGUUCUAUAAAGUAGCCUACAGCAGCUCUGUAAAGUAGCCUACAGCAGUUCAAUAAAGUAGCCUACAGCAGCUCUAUAAAGUAGGUUACAGCAGCUCUAUAAAGUAGCCUACAGCAGUUCUAUAAAGUCGCCUACAGCAGCUCUGUAAAGUAGCCUACAGCAGUUCAAUAAAGUAGCCUACAGCAGCUCUAUAAAGUAGGUUACAGCAGCUCUAUAAAGUAGCCUACAGCAGUUCUAUGAAGUAGCCUACAGCAGCUCUAUAAAGUAGUAUACAGCAGCUCUAUAAAGUAGUAUACAGCAGCUCUGUAAAGUAGAAUACAGCAGCUCUAUAAAGUAGUAUACAGCAGCUCUGUAAAGUAGAAUACAGCAGCUCUAUAAAGUAGUAUACAGCAGCUCUGUAAAGUAGAAUACAGCAGUUCUAUAAAGAAGCCUACAGCAGCUCUGUUAAGUAGCCUGUAAAGUAGAAUACAGCAGCUCUGUAAAGUGCCUACAGCAGCUCUAUAAAGAAUAUAAAGAAGCCUACAGCAGCUCUGUUAAGUAGCCUGUAAAGUAGCCUACAGCAGCUCUGUAAAGUAGCUUACAGCAGCAGCUCUGUAAACAAUGCAAGGUUAUGCAAAAGUAGGGUUGUUAUAAUCGGGUGUCAUUGCUACUGAAAUUGUUGGAUUCAAAUAUGCUAUGUUCUUGGGUUCGUCUUAUUCAUUGCUACUAAAAGGAACAUAAUGUGAGUACAGAGAAGCAGUACAAAUAACUUAGUAGAUUGCGACAUAGGGCCUACAAUUUAGUGCCAAAUUGUUUUUGUCCCAUCUUAUAAAAUAGUUAAUCCAGGUUUAUGUUAAUUAAUGUUAUGUUAAUCUUUUAUCACUACAUUUAUUUAGAUAAACAGCACAUCAAGAUUUGACAGCAUUUGAGUAGCCUAUAUUGAUUUCUUAAACUUGUAUAUAUUGUUUUUAUUUGUGCAUGCUGUAAUACCACUGUGCAUCACUCUCCAUAGAAAAGAUUUGCCAGAAUUUAUUUGGCCUCAAAGAGUCGUGUCCCCAUCUUGUGGCAGUAAGAUGCAUUACAAGUGAGGUGUUACACAAAACGUGAAGAAGCCCCAUACAACAUUCUCUGGUUCUUUCACACACAGACAGUAUAGACCUACCUCAGUGCUUAAAGUUGAGUGGAUGAACACAUCAAAUCCUGAUAUCAGACACAUUAUUCACACAUUAUUCACAUAUGUUUUCUUUAGCAUUUCUGACUGUUUUAUUUUCUUCUGUCUACAGACAAUGGCCCAGGACUGUUCUGAUCCCUGUGACUGCCCGUCGGACCCCUCUCCAUGCCCGUUUGGUACCAGCCUGGUUCUGGACGGCUGUGGAUGCUGUAAGGUGUGCGCCAGGCAGGCCGGCGAGCCCUGUACCCACCUGGAGCCGUGUGACCACCACAAGGAGCUGUACUGUGACUAUGCAGUGCUGAGUGACACCGAGCACGGCAUCUGCAUGGGUGAGUUAAAUUCUCCUGUCGACUACAUUUACAUUUGUACAUUUAAGUCAUUUAGCAGACGCUCUUAUCCAGAGCGAUUUACAAAUUGGUGCAUUCAACUUAGGAUAGCCAGUGGGACAACCACCUUUUAUUUUUAUUAAUUUUUUAGGGGGGGGGGGGGGGGGGGGGGGAGAAGGAUUACUGUUAUACUAUUAAAGAAAGGCUAGGAGGUUUUGAGAUAUCUAUCGAGACUGUGAUCACCUCUUGACUCUCCUAUUGUAGAGAUUGCUACAUAUUUGUGUUGACUUUGUCAGAGCUUCGGUUCUCAUUGUCCGAACUAGGGCCAUCUCUGGGUUAAGCGAUGUCCAAUAGGUAUUUACAUGAACAUUAUGAUGUUAAAAGCCUUUGAGAUGUGAAAUCUAAAAUGGCGUCUCCUCCUGUGUUUCAGCCCAGGAAGGCCAGACGUGUGACCUGGGAGGGGUCAUCUACCGCAGUGGCGAGAGCUUCCAGCCCAGCUGCAAGCACCAGUGUGUCUGUAUGAACGGAGAGAUCGGCUGCGUGCCAACCUGUGCCAGCGACGUGCGGCUGCCCUCCCCAGACUGCCCGUACCCACGCCGCAUCCAGAUCCCUGGGAAGUGCUGUGAGGAGUGGGUGUGUGAUCAGAGCCCUCAGGAAAAACCCCAGCAGGCCGGGGGUGGUUUUACAAAAAAAAUUUUUUUUUCAGGGGGGUUUUUUUUUUUUUACUCUUUUUUUUUAAAACUUUAUUUUUUUUUUUAAAAUAAUUUAAAAAGGGGUUUGUUUUUUUUUUCCCUUUUUUUUUUUUUCGGAAAAAAAAUUUUUUUUGUUUUUUUUUUUUUUUUUUUCCCCCCUUUUUGCUUUUUUUUUUUUUUAAAAUUUUUUUGGGGGGGGGGGGGUUUUUUUUAAAAAAAAAAACCCCCCCCCCCCCCCCCCCCCCCUUUUUUUUUUUUUUUUUUUUUUAAAAAAAAAAAAAAUCUUUUUUUUUUUCAAAAUUUUUUUUUUAAAAUUAACCUUUUUUUGGGGGCCCCCCCCCCCCAAAAAAACAAAGGGGGGGGGGGGGGGGGGGAAAAGGGGGGGGGGGGGGGGGGGGGGGGUUUAAAAAAAAAAGGGGGGGAACCCAAAACCCCCCCCGGGGGGGGGGGGGGGGGGAAAAAAAAAAAGGGGGGGGCCCUUUUCCCCCGGGGGGGGGGGUUUUAAAAAAAAAAAAAAAAAAAAAAUUUUUUUUUUUUUUUUUUUUCCCCUUUUUUUUUUUUUUUUUUUUUUUUGGGGAGGGAUUUUUUCUCUCUUUUUUAUUUUUUUUUUCCCCCUUUUUUAUUCUUUUUUUUUUUCCCCCAAAAAAAACCCCCCCCCCCCGGGAAAAAAAAUAAAAAAACCCCCCCCCAAAAACCCCCCCCCAAAGGGGAAAACCCCCUUUUUCUUUUCCCUUUUUUUCUAAAAAUUUCCCCCUCCCCAAGCCCCCCCUCUAGGUAAACACCGGGGGUUUCUCGGCACCCCCGGGGGGGGCGCCCCCCCCUCCCCAAAAAAAAAAGGGGGUCGGAAAAGGGUGAACGUUGAAGGGGGUGAGAGCGAGAGCGCGCCGAGAGAGACGAGAGCGGGGAGAGCAGAGAGCCGGAGAGGGAGAGAAGAAGCGAGGGGAGGCGAGAGAGGAAGCGAGCGAGAAGGAGAGAGAGAGCGAAGAAAAGAGAGAGAGAGAAGGAGAGGAGAGAGAGAGAGAGCGAGGAGAGAGAGAGAGAGAGCGGGGAGACGAGAAGACGAGAGGGUGGGAACUAUAUACUAUCUGAUGAUGAUAUCUAUAUAUCUUGUUCUCUGCUGAUCGUUGUGCUCGUCUCUCUAUUUCUCUCUCUCUCUUCUAUUCUAUCGGUGAACUUCUUUUUUAAUUAUCUUUAGUGAGUAUGUAUCCCCCUGAGUGUCUUUCUCUCUUCUGUGUUGAGUGUUACUCUCUAUCAGUCUCUCUUCUCGGCUCUGCGCUCAGGAGAAAGCUCUCAAAAAGAUUUUCCCCUCUCUCUCUCUCUCUCUUCUCUCUCUCUCUCUCUAUCUCUAUCUCUCUCUGUGUCUCUGCUCUUCUUCCCAAUAGUUCAAAUAACACACCUCUCUCUCUCUCUCCCCUAUUUUUCCAUUUCACCUUUUUCCUCUCCCCUUCUCUUCUCUCAGGAUCUGAAAUUCACCCCUUGGUCUCUUCUUCCCUUCUGUCAGUCUACAGAGAGGUGUCAGCCCACGGGCCGGUCCCGGCGGAGAGCCCCAGGGAGAACUGCAUAGUCCAGACCACCAAAUGGGACGAGUGCUCGGCCACCUGUGGCAUGGGCGUGUCGUCCCGCGUCACCAACGACAACGAGCGGUGCCAGCUGGAGAGGCAGACCCGUGUCUGUAUGACCCGGCCCUGCCACGUGGAGCAAGAGAAGGACAUCAAGGUGGGUCCAGGGCCUAAGACAAUUAUAUAGUAUAACAACAUAUAGAGGAACGUAUUAUAUAGUACAACAACAUAUAGAGGAACGUAUUACAUAGUAUAACAACAUAUAGAGGAACGUAUUAUAUAGUAUAACAACAUAUAGAGGAACGUAUUAUAUAGUAUAACAACAUAUAGAGGAACGUAUUAUAUAGUAUAACAACAUAUAGAGGAACGUAUUAUAUAGUAUAACAACAUAUAGAGGAACGUAUUAUAUAGUAUAACAACAUAUAGAGGAACGUAUUAUAUAGUAUAACAACAUAUAGAGGAACGUAUUACAUAGUAUAACAACAUAUAGAGGAACGUAUUAUAUAGUAUAACAACAUAUAGAGGAACGUAUUAUAUAGUAUAACAACAUAUAGAGGAACGUAUUAUAUAGUAUAACAACAUAUAGAGGAAUGUAUUAUAUAGUAUAACAACAUAUAGAGGAACGUAUUAUAUAGUAUAACAACAUAUAGAGGAACGUAUUAUAUACAGUUGAAAUCAGAAGUUUACAUACACUUAGGUUGAAGUCAUUAAAACUGGUUUUUCAAGCAAAUUUCUUGUUAAUAAACUAUAGUUUUGGCAAGUCGGUUAGCACAUUUACUUUAUGCAUGACACAAGUAAUUUUUCCAACAAUUGUUUACAGACAGAUUAUUUCACUUAUAAUUCACUGUAUCACAAUUCCAGUGGGUCAGAAGUUGACAUACACUAAGUUGACUGUGCUUUUAAACAGCUUGGAAAAUUCCAGAAAAUGAUGUCAUGGCUUUAGAAGCUUCUGAUAUGCUAAUUGACAUCAUUUGAGUCAAUUGGAGGUGUACCUGUGGAUGUAUUUCAAGGCCUACCUUCAAACUCAGUGCCUCUUUGCUUGACAUCAUGGGAAAAUCAAAAGAAAUCAGCCAAGACCUCAGAAAAAAAAUUGUAGACCUCCACAAGUCUGGUUCAUCCUUGGGAGCAAUUUCCAUCACGCCUGAAGGUACCACGUUCAUCUGUUCAAACAAUAGUACGCAAGUAUAUACACCAUGGGACCACGCAGCCUUCAUACCGCUCAGGAAGGAGACGCGUUCUGUCUCCUAGAGAUGAACAUACUUUGGUGCGAAAAGUGCAAAUCAAUCCCAGAACAACAGCAAAGGACCUUGUGAAGAUGCUGGAGGAAACAGGUACAAAAUGAUCUAUAUCCACAGUAAAACGAGUCCAAUAUCGACAUAACUUGAAAGGCCGCUCAGCAAGGAAGAAGCCACUGCUCCAAAACCCCCAUAAAAAAGCCAGACUACGGUUUACAACUGCACAUGGGGACAAAGAUUGUACUUUUUUGAGAAAUGUCCUCUGGUCUGAUUAAACAAAAAUAGAACUGUUUGGCCAUAAUGACCAUCGUUAUGUUUGGAGGAAAAAGGUGAAUGCUUGCAAGCCGAAGAACACCAUCCCAACCGUGAAGCACGGGGUGGCAGCAUCAUGCUGUGGGGGUGCUUUGCUGCAGGAGGGACUGGUGCACUUCACAAAAUAGAUGGCAUCAUGAGGAAGGAAAAUUAUGUGGAUAUAUUGAAGCAACAUCUCAAGACAUCAGUCAGGAAGUUAAAGCUUGGUCGCAAAUGGGUCUUCCAAAUGGACAAUGACCCCAAGCAUACUUCCAAAGUUGUGGCAAAAUGGCUUAAGGACCACAAAGUCAAGGAAUUGGAGUGGCCAUCACAAAGCCCUGACCUCAAUCCUAUAGAAAAUUUGUGGGCAGAACUGAAAAAGCGUGUGCGAGCAAGGAGGCCUACAAACCUGACUCAGUUACACCAGCUCUGUCAGGAGGAAUGGGCCAAAAUUCACCCAACUUAUUGUGGGAAGCUUGUGGAAUGCUACCUGAAACAAUUGACCCAAGUUAAACAAUUUAAAGGCAAUGCUACCAAAUACUAAUUGAGUGUAUGUAAACUUAUGACCCACUGGGAAUGCGAUAAAAUAAAUAAAAGCUGAAAUAAAUCAUUCUCUCUACUAUUAUUCUGACAUUUCACAUUCUUAAAAUAAAGUGGUGAUCCUAACUGACCUAAGACAGGGAAUUUUUACUAGGAUUAAAUGUCAGGAAUUGUGAAAAACUGAAUUUUAAAUGUAUUUGGCUAAGGUGUAUGUCAACUUCCGACUUCAACUGUAGUGUAUUACAUAAGCAUGACGUAAGAUGACAUCACAUGGCAUUUCUCAGCACAUUUUAAGUGAAUGUAAACAAGAAGCCAUGCAAUGCAGGAGCGUAGAAUGUCUUUGGCUCCUUAUUAUUUACUGAAGGUUAAACCCAAGCUGCCCUAAGCAUGAUAGACAAUGUAGCGAGUUGUUGUUCCCAUUCUAAGCUAACCACCAUUCUUCUUGGUUCCACAGAGAGGGAAGAAGUGUGUACGGACCCCCAAGUCCCAGCGCGGCAUUCGCUUCGCGCUGUCAGGCUGCAGCAGUAGCAGGAUGUACAAGCCCAAGUUCUGUGGCGUGUGUACGGACGGUCCGCUGCUGCAGCCCCCACACCACCAUCACCGCCGAGGUGGAGUUCCGCUGCCCCGAGGGAGACACCUUCAGGCGCAAGAUGAUGUUCAUCAAGACGUGCUCCUGCCACCACGACUGUCCACGAGACAAUGACAUCUUCCUGGCUUCGCACUCACGCAGAAUGAUCGGGGACUAUGACAACGAUAUGUAA
Coregonus sp. 'balchen' is the source of this 7374-nucleotide messenger RNA. NCBI's taxonomy places the organism in Eukaryota, Metazoa, Chordata, Actinopteri, Salmoniformes, Salmonidae. The record is from the annotation of a GenBank genome assembly.